Caenorhabditis auriculariae is the source of this 10607-nucleotide messenger RNA. NCBI's taxonomy places the organism in Eukaryota, Metazoa, Nematoda, Chromadorea, Rhabditida, Rhabditidae. The record is from the annotation of a GenBank genome assembly.
AUGGAGUAUUCCGAAAAGAUUGAGAAUAGCGACAUCGAUUCUCACGUUGAUGUGAGUUUGGCUGAACCUAAUGAGCAAAUGUUGUUGUCGUUCAGAAAAUAAUGGAAAGAGUUCGUUUGAGGCAAUUGGAAAUGGAGAGUAAGGACAGCUAUGCGGAUGCCGAGACCCCCUCUAAGAAAAAAGGUUUUUUUUUGUCUUUAUCACUUCAAGUCGUUAUCAUGCAUUAAGCAGGAAUUCUCGAUUGAUAAGCGAAAUUUGAUUAGAAAUGUUGAAGUUUUUAAAAAGUUGAAUGACAAUUGAUUUUAGCGCUAGAUUCCUCGGAUCCAACAGUGUUCAAGAAUGAUGCAGAGUAUAAAACGGAUGUUUCUGUAAGUUGGUUUUCUUACAACCGGUUUCGAACAUCAGGAUUUCUUUUCUUUUUUUACUAGCUUCUUUAGCCAACUCGACAACAGUGUGAUCUGGCAUCUUCUCAACUUUCGGCUCGAAAAGCCCGUUUUUCCGCUCUUGCACAGGUUGUUCUUUAACUAUGAAACCCCGCAAAUUAAAGAGGGAAAUGCAAAAAGACGAAGUUUGAACAUUUGAACUGUGCUGAAAUGAGAUUUUUUUCAGAGCACGCUGACCUGGUAUGAGCGGAAACACGUUUUUAAAUUGCAGCAUGGGGAACAAACUUUUUUGGCGGGAUGCGUUAGCAUUUGCUCAAUAGAAGUUUGAGCAAAAUUUUGGAUUGUAAAUGUGAAAUUCAUUUUCAUCAUCAAAGGAUUUUUUUGAUGGUUAGCUGGUGAAAACGGAUGAAUUGGCUGUAGAAAUUAGAAAAAUUAGAAAAAAAUGAUUAGUAUUUUUGAGAGUUCAUAUCGGGAAACGCGGAAUGCGGGAUCUCCAAUCAGGGUUGCGGAAUUGCGAAUAAACACCUGAAAUGAAAUGAAACGAACCUUAGGGCGUUUUUUUUUCGCGUUUUAGUUUCGUGAAGUGCUCAAACUGGGUCCUUUUGCUGCUCCUAUCCACUGUGUAGAACAAAUUUCUUCUUUAAAAAAAAAAAGAGGAAAAAUCACAUAAUGGUUGAUGUUAUGAAAAACCUCGAACCGUUCGUGUUUCUUGAAAAAAAAAAUCCAUAAAAUUGUUUCAUGCCUUUGCAGGCAAAGUUCAAACGACCUCAUGGAAAGCCUUAAAAAUAAGAGCCUAAGCUCCUUUUUGAGUUGGAUGUCAAAUGGUUUUUCGGAAUAUCCUUUUUUCUGUUUUUUUUUUUCACACCUUAAAUGGUCCUUUUCAGAAAAAAAACCGCCUUUGAGGCCUUUUACAGACUUUUAUUCCGAAAGUCUUUUUAAGACCUUUUUGACUUUGUCCAUAUUGGAGAGUGUCAUUCCCUGUUCCAGGAACUCGCCGAAUUUGAAUACGACUAUGAUAAGGAGAAUAAACCGAAGGAAGCAUACUUGAAAGGCGCUUCACCAAGACUCAGCAUUGGAGAAGUUUGAACCAACUUUUAAACCAUAUAAACGCUUGUUCAGACACGGCCAUCCGUGUUAUGCACACCAGCCGGAGCCGCAUCUUUACGCUCCCCAUCGAAGACAACGCCAAAUAAAAAGUCUGCAGAAAGAAAAUCGGUGGAAAAAGAUGAAAAAAGUGGUUUCCUAUUCUGUCCUUGUAAAAUGAAUGUUGACCGACAGGCUCUGCAAGAACAGAAAGUCGCCGAAUCGCUUUUGCUCAUCCAAUCAGCAACGUCAGCUAUCUCUCUUCAUAUGAAUCGUGUGGGGUAAACAAUUCUGUUCCUUUUUUCUGAUUUUUAAGCAAUCGGUAGACCCAUUUCUUAGUAAAAUUGGCAGAUUGGAAUCCUCCGUGUUUCUGUAGUAUACAAUCGGAUCUCGGUAAUGCGAAACAGGUCGGGUCAUUUCUAGCGCUCAUUUUAUUAGCGUCAGAACUCCUCCGGGAGUCCUAGAAUUGCUCAGAGACGUCCGAUUUCUAAUACCGAGUUAGAGUUAGCAAUGUGCAAUGAAAAGGCUUUUUUUUUAAAGUUUUAUGAAAGUUUUUUUUUUAGACGUCAAUCUCUACGCAUUCCGCGUCCGCCAAUGAGAGUACCUUAUUGGGUGGCUCGAGCGAAAUGAUGCAGGUUGGAAGGAAAAAAACUCGCAUCGUUUGAUGUUCCUCACCAUCCAUUACAGAACGCUACAUCAUCGCUAGAUUAUUCAAUGGACAAAAGCUUGACUGUUGAGAACACUUUUGCGAAUUCAAGGACUGCAGUCGCUGCCGCGCUUAAGUCUUGCGAAGAUGAAAGUCAAAACUACGGAGCUCACACCUUCAUGCGAAAAGUUUUUUUUCUUCUGUCGAAACAUGAUUCUAUAGCUGAUUCACGGCUGGCUUCAGCCAUCGAAAAAAAAAGGGAGACGCUUAGAAAAGAAACAGUGUCUGGUCGAUUUUUUCGUAGUCGUGAAUCGGCUAUACAUCAGCACUAAAAUGAACAGUUUUUUAAACAGACAUCAUUAGUCUCAUAGUGAUCAGUUUAUGAAAAGGAUCGAACAUUUUAAAAGUUUUUCGUUUCAGAAAACUCCACCGACGCCCAACGCUCGCUCAAUGUUUUUUAAUAAUGUACCAUCUCCGAGUUUGGAACCGGUAGAACAAAUUUCUUCGCCGCCUUUGUCUAUCACUGCUGGACUUGUCUCAUCUCCACAACCCUUCUCUCGUACUAACAGCCGGAAUCACUAUUCGCCUGUUCAGUUUGUGAGUUUAGGAAGAAAAAGUUCAUCUUCGGAAAGUUGUCCCGGACCUCACAAUGCAAGUUCGCUGAGUUUCAAAAAAAAGCAUCAUGAAAUUCCGUCAAAUUAAAUUUCACACUUUCUACUUGAUGAAAUCAUCUUCAUGCGCUGUUUUUUUUAAAUAUUUCAUAAUUCGUUCUUUUAGGCACCGCAAGUCACUUCAUCUCCGAAAGUGCCGAACAUAAAGCAUCCUAUUGACCUUCGUAAGUAGAGCGUCGUACAUCGCGUUUUUUUGUUUCCGUGUUUUUUUCAAAAUUUUUUUGAUUUUUUUCCCUGGAUUUCGUUUAUAAUAUCACUUUAUUUUUAUUCCAAAAUCAGCGCAAGGUUUUUUUGAGGCAUAAAAGUGCCUUCUCAUGAAGAAAAGCGCAUUUUCGCAUACACUACUCUUCGCAAAUGGAUUUUCUCGUAAAAAUUAACAUAUCGAAGUUGUACACUUUAAAUGAAACUCGAUUCGAGAGAAAAGCUUUCAGCUGUCCUCGGAUCUAUAAACGAUGACACUCCACGUUCGAAGCCUCGCACGACUUGGAUGGUAUGAUAAAAAAAAAAUUUUUUUUCUUUUUAGAGUUUUCAAGAUACACUUCCGAUUUUCAGCGCUCCGAAGGCACCAGUGGAUACGACGAAAACUUGAAAAGUCCGGCGCAAGUUUCACCGGCAAAGUCGGCUGCAUUGACUGGAGCGAUUGCCAAAAAGAUUGCUCAGGAAUUGGAGUAUAAAACGCGACAAAACGAAAAAGUUGGGAAUUGCUCCUGAAAAUUUCCGUGAAAGUUGGCCAGGAUACUUCUCGACGUAUUAAAAGAAGGUCUCGACAGUUUCAGUCUGUGUGAACUUAUAGUUUUUAAAAAAGAACAACGGCUCGAAGUCAAAGAAAACACUCAAACAGAUUAAAAUAGACCUAUUUGAUGCUUUCAGCCCUAAUUUCUCAAAAACGCGGGAGUAGUACAGACGGGAACUCUCGAUUUUUUUUUUCUGGUACAUAAAAAAGUGUUUUGGCCAAUUUUCAGGAAAUUCUUAACCGCGAAGUGAAAUUGCCUCUCUCAUCCGUCUCUCUCUCUAUUUCCUUUUUUUCAGAACCUUGUUCCCAAACCUCAGGCGACACCAUUGAGCCACAACUUCAAUCAGGAUUACCAGAGGGCGACGUCGACUUUGCAGACGCAAUUCCGCGGAAAAAACAACACGCCUGUGAUCAAAGGAUCGUCGGCAGAGGAGAAAACGGCGAAAAAAGUCGUUGGGGCGAGCAACCUGAAGAAUCUCAAGUCGCGCUGGGAGUUCUCUUCGGCCACCGGCACUCCGAUUCAUCCGGACGCCUCCGAGGACACUCUCCUAGCUGCCGCCAUUCGGAUGAAAGAAAUGGCCAUUCCAGUUCAUGUACGUUGCUUUAAGUCCAGGAAAAUUUCACCGAGUGUUCCAAGAGUGAAAAAUAAUUGCCAAGAGUGCAUACAGACUUCGCUCGAGUUUUUGUUUAAAAAUCUUCGAAUUUACGACAAUCUGUUUUUGCGGCUAGAUAAGAGCCUUGUCCUCUUUUUCAGAUUCACCGAGUCAAACUUGCUAGAAAAAAAUUUAUUGAGUCUUCUGUGAAGAUUCUCUGUUGAAUCAUGUAAUAAUUGAUUGAAUAACUGCUCUUCGGUUCGCGAAACUGAUCAAGAAGAGCGUGAAGAUCAUCUCGCCUUUCUUGUGAUAGUAGUAAACGAGUUUUGAGCUUUCCGAAGAUCAGCAGUUUCUUCAUGUAGGGACAGUACGGCGCCCAGCUUUUUCUGAACUGGCGGGCAACGGAUCUCUUAGCGCGAGCGGGAAAAAAUUGAUUGACCAAAAAUACACAUGAUGAUAAACAUCCGUAGGUAGAAUAGAGGAGGCGAUGAUUAUGAAGUAAACAAAAAAGUAGCAAUUUUCGCCCCUUUGUGGAUUCAAACAGUUCAGGACAGUCGAGAGAACAAAGUUGGCGAGAUUCACGCACAAUUUUAGUUUCCAUUCCCGCGUAUAAUCUUUUUUUUUCAUUUACUCAAGCAGCCAAACCACCAACCUGCUCAAAAAUUUUGAUGUUGACUUUUUUUUCAUUAAGAACUGAAUAUAAGUUCCGCUCCUAGGAUAAAGUUAUUUUUGGAAAGUUUAUGCUUAAUUGUCCAGUUUCAGCAACAUAGGCCCUUUGGAGGAAACGGUGCUCGUCAUGCUCGUCCAUUGGAAAAAUCUGUGGAAAGUCCAACAGAGGUUUUUUUUUCCGAUCUAUGGGGGUUUUUUUUUAAAUAAAAAACUAUGUUGCGCCCAACUGAUAAUUUAGUUAAUAUUUUUAGUAUGUUCAAAACUUUUUUACAUUUUGAUUAUUCAGAUCAGCCACCCGGUAGAGACGACGACUUUUGAUUAUCCAUCAAACGCUCAAGGUGAACAUGAAGACUACGAGGAGGAGAAGAAAAACGUCGCGAGUAACACUGAAGAAGUAAGAGCUCACAGUAGUCCUCAGCUAAAGAUCCGAAACUAUAUAGCUUCUCCCACAAAAAACCCUUACGAAAGAGUUGGAGUGCGAGUCGGUGACCACUCCAAAGGUUUGUUGUUACAAGUGUAGGAGCCCUCACUUGGACUCAAUUUGAAGAAGAUGUUCGAGAGAGAUUACGAAGUUUUAUCUGCCGAUGCUUCUCGCAUAAUUGAUCACGCUUUCGGAUUCAUGGAGUCGUCAGGGGGCAGCAAGCCAAACACUCCAAGUCCCACUAAAUUUGUCGUCACAGAGGUAGAGUUGUAAUUGAGGUAAAAAAAAUAAAUCAAAUAUUUCCCAAAGUUAGGAUCGUGGUUCGACGCAAAAAAAAAGUUAACAUAACAUUUUUUUAAAGAUUUUUUUUUCAAUCGAAUACCGGUUAUUGAAUGUCUGGAUUGAUCAUAGAAGCCCUUACUUUCAAGCCUUCGAUUUACCCGAGGUCAUAGAGAACCGUAAAAACAAGCUAGUAACGAACCAUUCCAAAUGCGACCACGGUGUUUGAAAUCGGGGUGAGCUGCAAACAUUUCGAAAAAAAAAAUCUUUUCUGCGGUUAUAGGUCAGAAAAUCUAGAAUCAAUUUUACCCGACUUCCCGUGGUCGCAUAUAGAAAGGUCUAGAGCACUUGAGGUUGUUCUGAGACGAACCCGACAAAAAGAGGCUCGCAUCCGAGGCCAUAAAGAGCAAAUUAAUAACUAAUUUCUCUUUAAAUUUCGAAGAAACGAAAUAAGUUUUCUCGUUUGCAGACUAUUCCUGGAAUGCCAGACGACGAUGCAAGAGAAACGGACCAUUUCAAGGAAAUGGUGGAGAAGCAACAUGCCAAUAAGCAUUCUCAGCACUUUGAAGAAUCUUCCGGUUCCGCAGAACCUAAUUUCAAAAAAAACCGUAUUUUUAUUGAGAGCCACGAAUGCCUUAUUCCGUCUCCUUUUACCGAAAGGCGAAGCGAGAGCGUGCCGAACCGCUUAAAUCGGAGCAAGUUGCUUUCCCGUCAGCACCGCCCGUCCAGCAGUGGGUGGUCGGCAACAAGUCUUUACUCGAGUUUGAAUCCAGCAGCAAGUCUGAUUUCACUCGAGAUGAUAUGGAUAUUCAUGUGAGGGAAUUUUGUGAAGACCUCUCGUUUCUUUACGCCUCAGGCACUCAGGAUUUUCUUCUGAGAGAGAAAUUCGGUAGAACCGCGUUAAAAAUGAGCGUUCGGUGUCUAUGCCUAAUUUUUUUAAAAAUUUCGUGGAGAAAGUAUCUUUUCAAAGCAUAGCUGACUUAUUUUAUAGAGACGGCUCAAACUGGAAAUGCAAGUGGUUGAAGAGCAUAUUUCUCAGUCUUCUCGUGCACUCAACCUUUGUAGGAGCACGAUAGCGUUCCGUGGCUCGAGAGAAGAGGUAAGAAGAAAGAGAUCUAACAACCACGUUCGUUUUGCAGGUUGAAAUGCAGAGGGCUCUGCUCAUCGCUGUUGAGAAACGACGUUCACUAAUGGCCGAAAUUGACCGGCUAACCAAAAAUGGACCUUUGAUGUCAGUAAUCAAUGUGUUGAAGGAAUGAGAGCCUUCAAGCGCCACCGAAUAUUUAAAAAAGCUUGACCACCGCUCUUUUUGUAACUUUUCUAUUUUUUGUCAAUGCGCAAAUGAAACAAAUCAAUGAACAAUUAUAAAAUGAAUGAAAAGAGCGAUACACGAGCUCUCAAAAUAGUCGCAGGCGGUUGAAUUGAACUCGUGCCAAGAACCGCGUACGCGCACGCUACGCGUUUCGCCUCCUACCCCGCCCCCCUAGUCUUUCAAAUCGGGAAAAAUUGACUAUAACAGCGUGACGACCCUAACGAGUUCACUUGGGCCUUGUAUUAUGACUCUAGCUUUUUUUUCCUGCAUUCUCUCUGUUUUCGCAUUACCGGUUUAGAAUCGAAGGGCCUCGUGGCGAAGUGACAAUGAUCCAACUUCACGUAAACUUGUCCCGAGAGUACGUUCAGAGUCAGUUGGCGAGCACCCAACGCAACAGUGAGUUUAUAUAAUGUUUGUAUUUGAAAAGGGACUCUACUUUCAUUUCAAUCCAUCAAUCAAUCAAAUCAUUUAUUUUGUUGUUUUAGUCUGAUGUAAUCGACUAGGCGGUGAACAAGAACUUUAAAAGCUAUAACGAACAACCGCCUUUGGCGAACUAGAAGUCCAAACGUGUAGUCGAAAGAGUUGAAAGCAUGGUCUUACGGUCCUUCGCAUCGUUCUUCUGCGCGUAGUCCAUCUAGUUGCGCCUUGACGAGCUCAGAAUGUAGUAGAUGGUGCUGGAGCCCGGAGACCGUGCUCUAGGUGGAAGCCUCACAAUGAGAGCGACCACUUCGAGUGAAGAUUUUACACGGAAUGAAGAUUUUACACGAGUUUCAAAAAAAAAAACGGAAGCCAAAAAUGAAGAUCACUAUUCUGUACUUUUCAGACGAUUUAUACUACUUCGUGGCGAUGAUCAAGUGGAGCGAACAGGUUGACGUGUCGAAAAUUUCGAAUAGUGACGAGGCCAUUCGUCGCAAGGUGGCUUUUUCUCUGGAAUUUGGAUCGUUCUUUUUCCUCCAGGGACUAAUUGAGCUGACGAUGCCGCUGCAGUUGCGGUCGCUUCCACCAGACUUCCAGGCACACGUGGAAAUAUACGGCCUUCGGACACACCGCGAGCAAGUUUCGCACGAUGAAAAGUUCCGGCUCAAAGGAUCGACUUUGAAGGGAAAAGUUGGUGUACGAAAAUAUUCUUGGCUUGCUUGCAUGCUGUAUGGCUCGUGUAUGUGCUUUCUAACCUUUGUUAUAUGGAAGUUUUGACCAGCUAUCGUUCUAUUACUCCCUCCACUUUUUGGAAUCCGGUUCCACCGCAGCUGACAAGGGAAGUGUCUGAGGUGAGCAUCGCAGAUCUGCUCCAAGCUUCUUUCGUAGGUAAUCCUAACCAUACAUAAGCAGACCAUUUUUUAAGGCCGCCGACCCCUCCUCCCGAGUCUUCCAAAGUUAAAGUACCUUCUGCAGUUUAGAACCUAAUUUUAAUUUUGUCAUUACUACCUCCCUGCGGUUGAAACUUACUUUUGUACUUCAUUUUUUUUUAAAUUCAAAUCAACCCCUCUCCCGGACGGAUUGAGUUUUUUACUUAUUCGUGUAAGAUCCUAGAUAUAAGUACUAGAUAGAAAACAGAAUGAAUUAUCUGCUCAACCUAAUGGGGUAUUGAGAAAUAGUUCGUCGAAAUGUACGCAAAAAGCUCAAAUGACUCGCUCUUUAAAACGACGGAUAUAAUGAACUUUAUCAUAGGAAACACGGGGAAGAUAUUUUUCUUUCUUCAAAAACCCAAAAAUAAUGUUUUCCAUCGGUUUUUUUCUUUCGAUAGUCUGAAAUAAAAACCAGCGAAGUUUCGAACGACGACUUUUCCGAUUUUUCCAUAUCGCUAAGGAAUUUUCCUAUUGCGACGCUUCCGAAUUUUUUUUUUCAUGAUUAACUCUUCGUUUCAAAUCGGCUUAUAUAAAAUAGGUGGUUUAUUCAUGAUUAAAACGCAAAGGAAAGGAAAAAAAAAAUGUUAAUAGAUUUUUUAUAAACCGAAAAGUAUAAGGGAAAAAAGUCGGAUAGGGAAUAGUCGGGAACAUCACAGUCGGAAAGUUCCUUAGCAAUAUGAAAAAAAUGGAAAAGUUCCCGUUCGAGAAUUGGUGGUUUUUUUUUCAUUACCCUAUUGCGCUUAGCGGAAAAUGCUAUUGUUUUCGAGUAAUCAUUCCUAGGACCAGAGAAAUUCGGACCUGAUCUGCGAUGUUUACCUCAAAAACUUCCCUAGUGAGUCGAAAUUUGACACAAUUACCAAUCGAUAUCAUGGACUCUUUAAAAUACCACAACAUGGACUCUUUAAAAAUUAACAUUUCAGGUGCUUUUCGGGCAUGUACUUGUUUUUAGAAACCCCCAACCAGUGACGACGAUGCGAACAUGUUUUACCGUAGUCGCGACGUGGUCUCUACUACAACUCCUUCAUCACGUCGCCGAAGUUUUGUUGGCAACCUUUUCCGUUUUGUCAGUGUCUUGUCCCCGCUUUCCACGUUUUUUUUUUUGUGAGACAGCGUUUUAAUUUUCACACACGUUAUUCAUAUGAAAAAUACUUUUUUUUAGGGCAAAGGUGCUACCAUCAACUCUUCAAUGAGCGAAUUCUCGUCGAAUUUUGAUUCUUCGUUCCGGCUUCUGGGAUCCUACACUUUCGACAUUUCUUUCCCCAACAAAAAGGUUCGUUUGCUUUUUUUUUUACUUCAAUAGCCUGUUCUUUGCAUUUUUUUUUUCUAUCAUUCAUGACUCGAACAGUUCUCAGGAUAUGUUUUUACAGCUCGUUCAACUUGAUCAACCCAUUUAUCCAUUGGACGGAAGCGCCAUAAUGAAAAUCAAAAAGUAUGCUCUACUACCGAAAAGUUUAUUCGAAAGUGUAUGAUUUUUGAGGCGUGCCAUCGAUGGCAGCGAUGUGCGAUUCCGUGGAUUUCUUUCCAUGUAUCAGAGGACCAGAGAAGGUUUGGGCUCCUGGAACAGGUAAACUCGCGAGAAAGUUCGUUAAUUCAUUGUUCCUACAGAUAUUGGUGCGCUUUGGAUAAUGGUGAGAUGAAAUUUUGGAAACACCCCGAGGACGAAACGAACGAUAAGGUAAUUUUCAAUUUUUGACUCCAAUUCAUCAGAUUGUUUUUUUUUUAUUCGUUCAAAGUAAUUCGCAAUACCAGCCAGAGAUAGAUAAGAGACAAAAUUUCAGAAAUAUUUCUGCGUUUUACGAGAUUAAUUUGAGCAACAGCUCCACAGUUUAUUUUGCAGGUGUGGCUGGUGCUCUUAGAUCUGGCGACUAGCGCUUCGACGGAAGGCGCUUCGACAAUCGAAGACAUCUGUCCUUACCCCAACAGUUUCCACAUCGACGUUUGGGUGCCCAAAGAUUGCGUCGACGCUGGAAACCGAAACGAUACUCUCAAUACGACCCAUCAGCGGCAAAUCGAGAAACUGAGGCAUGUGAAAAAAAUAAUAAUCUUUUUUAAAAACGUAAAAAUUAAAUUUUUUUUUAAUUAAAUGUUAUAAACGAACGACUUUUUCAGAAUCAUCCAAAAUUUCCUUUUUAACCGUCCGUUAUCAAAAGAGCGCGUUUGACAAGAAAAUCUGUGUGAUGACGACGAAGCGGUCUUUUUAAUACACCUGUGUAUCAGCUGAUGAAUAUCGAUAUUCUUCGUCUUUACAUGACUCCAAUUUUUUUUUUCUGUCGCUAGUUUCAGAGAUAAAAAGCUUUUUACCGUUAUUCCGUGAAGAAAAAAAACUUCACAGUUUUAUUAUUACUAAUUAAAAAGCGGCCUUUUUCAGAGUGAUGCUGGCAGCAGAUACUCCAUCUGAUCUAGCUUCUUGGCUAUCGGUCAUUAAUCAUACAACUCGGCAACUUUGCACAUGGCGGAGCCCUGUCGUUUAA